This is a messenger RNA of Phytomonas sp. EM1, 810 nucleotides long. Lineage: Eukaryota; Euglenozoa; Kinetoplastea; Trypanosomatida; Trypanosomatidae. The record is from the annotation of a GenBank genome assembly.
GCGUGUUUUAGUCUUAAUCUAAAAUAGAAGUGAAUUCUUUUACUUUAGCAUAGGUGCAGCCAAAGGCAACUACUACAAUACUAGUAAAAUAAAAUGCCUGUUGCAGGAAUCCGCACUUCAGGUACUCCGUCAAGCAAAAUUGUGCUCUUGGGUGAGUCUACUGUUGGAAAGAGUUCAAUCGCACUGCGCUUUGCACGAAAUGAGUUUUUUCCUGAUCAAGAUUCUACCGUCGGUGCUUGCUAUUUUUCCAGACACAUUGAAGUGCCUUUACGGGAAACGGGACAGUUAAGGGGGGCAACCUCUACCACAGUUGCUAAUACUCCUGAACAUAGUCGCUUUCUCCAUCUUCAAAUGUGGGAUACUGCAGGGCAGGAACGCUACCGAUCCCUGGCCCCUAUAUACUACCGUGAUUCAUCGGGUGCACUAGUGGUCUACGAUAUCACCAGCAGUGACAGCUUUGCAAAGGCUCAGAGCUGGAUCAAAGAGCUGCGCACCAGAGCUAGUCCUACGCUUCUUAUUUUUUUGAUUGGAAACAAAACGGAUUUGGAGUCGAUGCGGCAAGUACCUUACGAGGAUGGGCGUUUGCUUGCUCUCAAAGAGGAAGUAACCGGCUUCUAUGAAAUUUCUGCGAAGGACAAUACAAAUGUUGAGCAGGUCUUCCAGGAUUUGGCAGUGAAGCUGCUGGAUAAUGGGUUGACAAAAGGACAGAGAAACGUGAAUAGUGGUACCAGUACAUCAAUUGGGGAUCGGAAACUCACAUUGGAUCAACAGAAUUCUCAACCCGCUACCUCAACUUGCUGUUUUAGAUGA